Molecule: messenger RNA, 1986 nt
Organism: Beta vulgaris subsp. vulgaris (sugar beet)
Lineage: Eukaryota; Viridiplantae; Streptophyta; Magnoliopsida; Caryophyllales; Amaranthaceae
Product: uridine/cytidine kinase UKL1, chloroplastic
Exons: 15
Coding region: 273-1709 (478 amino acids)
Cellular component (GO): chloroplast; cytoplasm
Molecular function (GO): ATP binding; kinase activity
Source: RefSeq, a predicted model, not a curated record
UCCUGGAUUUAUCUUUUCUCAUGGGGAAUAUGCCACCUUGAAAGUUGGAACUCUUUUCACAAAACUGUUUGACCUCGAUUGAGGAGGACAAACUCUUUCCUCUGUUGCUCUACAGCCUCUACUCUCGCUCUCUCUCUCUCUCUCUCUCCUCUCCCCUCUGAAACGCAUUAAUAGGUGCCUAGAAUUUUCGCUCUCCUCCCCCCACUCAAACGCGAAGAAGACGAAGAACGCUGCAACAAAUCACUUUGAGCGACGGGAAAAAGAAGGUGAAAAUGCCGGAGUCAACGACUUCUAUAGACUAUGUAAUGGAGAAAGCUUCAGGCCCUCAUUUCUCAGGCCUCCGUCUCUCUCCAUCUUCUACUGCUACUACUUCUUCUCCUCGUGCUUCUGUAUCCACUCCGUUCUCCGCUACUUUUGCUGAUUCUGAUCUUCCCAAACAACCCUUUGUCAUCGGGGUAUCAGGUGGUACGGCGUCAGGGAAAACUACUGUGUGUGACAUGAUAAUUCAACAGCUUCAUGAUCACCGGGUUGUGCUCGUUAAUCAGGAUUCGUUUUAUCGCGGUUUGAAUGCUGAAGAAUUGGAAUGUGUCCAUGAGUAUAACUUUGAUCAUCCUGAUGCUUUUGACACCGAGCAGCUUCUUGAGUGUGUUGGGAAACUUCAAUCUGGACAAUCUGUUCAAGUUCCAAUUUAUGAUUUUAAGACACAUCAGAGACGCACGGAUACCUUUAGGCAGGUUAAUGCAUCUGAUGUGAUAAUCUUGGAAGGUAUACUGGUGUUCCAUGAUCCACGUGUCAGGAACUUGAUGAACAUGAAGAUUUUUGUCGAUACAGAUGCUGAUGUGAGGCUUGCGCGCAGAAUUAGGCGUGACACAGUUGAGAGGGGUAGGGACAUAAAUUCUGUUCUUGAACAGUAUGCAAAAUUUGUCAAGCCUGCUUUUGAUGACUUUGUUCUACCAUCAAAGAAAUAUGCCGAUGUGAUCAUACCAAGAGGAGGUGAUAACCAUGUUGCAAUUGAUUUAAUUGUACAACAUAUAAGCACAAAGCUUGGCCAGCACGAUCUGUGCAAAGUAUAUCCCAACGUAUAUGUCAUUCAAUCAACUUUCCAGAUUAGGGGCAUGCAUACACUUAUUCGAGACCGAGACAUAUCAAAGCAUGAUUUCGUUUUCUACUCAGAUCGGCUUAUUCGUCUGGUUGUGGAGCAUGGUCUUGGGCAUUUGCCAUUCACUGAGAAGCAAGUGGUGACUCCUACAGGAUCAGUAUAUACAGGGGUUGAUUUCUGCAAGAAAUUGUGUGGUGUAUCAAUUGUUAGAAGUGGUGAAAGCAUGGAAAAUGCAUUGCGUGCAUGUUGCAAGGGAAUAAAGAUUGGCAAAAUUCUUAUACAUCGGGAUGGAGACAAUGGGAAACAGCUUAUAUAUGAGAAGCUACCAAAGGAUAUAUCGGAACGACAUGUUUUGCUUUUAGAUCCUGUCCUUGCCACAGGUAAUUCUGCUUGCCAGGCAAUUGAGUUACUGAUACAGAAGGGAGUUCCUGAAGCCCACAUUGUUUUUCUGAACCUCAUUUCAGCACCUGAAGGCAUUCAUUGUGUUUGCAAGCGGUACCCGUCCUUGAAGAUUGUCACCUCAGAGAUUGAUGAUGCGUUGAACGACGAAUUUCGUGUCAUACCUGGUCUGGGAGAAUUUGGUGAUCGUUAUUUUGGUACUGAUGAUUGAAGAUUCAUUAUGAUAGCCUAAUGGGUUUAUUCUUUUGUGUAUCUGCUGAUACACAGCUGUUGAUGAGCUCUGUUGAGAUUUUAGGAUAUACUUCCUCCGUUUCUUUUUACUUGCAACGGUUUGACUUUUGCACUAUUCACCAACUCUACUUAGUUUAUGUUUGGUGAUUUAUAGUUAAGGAAAAACAUAUUCAUGUGGGAUCUUAUUAGAUUCGUCUGAAUGUAUAUUUUCCGAAUAUAUACUUUUUAUAAUUUUUAUUUAUCGGUAAUUAAACUUA